AUGAAUGGUCCAUGGGGACAUCUGGGAGCCAGCAAGGUCUUUGGAAUGGAGAAGGGGCGUUGGAGGGGCUGGAACUUGGCCUGCACCGUCUGCAGGAAACUCCCUUUGGAUCGCAAGGUCAUAUUUCUACCCCUUUUCCGACAGCAUUGGCCUCAGAGCGACCUGCGAAGAGGCACCAUGUUCCCUUCCUCUGUCUGGCCGCCGGCGGUUUGUAGGGGGGUGUUCAAAGGGAUGGUUAAAUGUCCAGGCUGGUCUUUCAAGCAACCCACUAACGCAGAUCCUAUUCUGGGCACACGGAGGUCGCCCAGUCUUCAGGCCCCAGCUGGAGGAACCUCAGCUUUUCCCUCUAGGGAACAGAAGAAUGAGAAAAGGCCGUCGCACAACCCAGCCUCACAGCCCAAAUUCCUGGCUCAAAGUCAGAAAAUGAGAUACAAGACUUCUCUGGUGAUGAGGAAACGAAUGCGGCUUUACCGAAACGCCCUGAAAGAGUCAAGUAGCAGCUCCGGACACCAUGGCCCCCAGCUCGCUGCCGCCUCCAGCCCCUCGGUGUUACCGGGCUUUCACGAGCAGCCUCCCCAGGCCUCCCCUAGCUGUACUUUGAACGGACUCCUGCGUCUGGGGCUCCCCGGAGACAUGUACGCACGGCCCGAACCCUUCCCGCCGGGACCUGUGGCCCGCAGCGACGCCCUGGCAGCUGCCGCAGCCCUGCACAACUACGGGGGCAUGAACCUGACCAUGAACCUCGCCGCACCCCACGGUCCCGGCGCCUUCUUCCGCUACAUGCGCCAGCCCAUCAAACAGGAGCUCAUCUGCAAGUGGCUGGCGGCCGACGGCCCCGCACCCCCGCGCCUCUGCUCCAAAACUUUCAGCACCAUGCACGAGCUGGUCACGCACGUCACCGUGGAGCACGUCGGAGGCCCUGAGCAGAGUAACCACAUCUGCUUCUGGGAGGAGUGUCCGCGCCAGGGCAAGCCCUUUAAAGCCAAAUACAAACUUGUAAAUCACAUCCGCGUGCACACGGGCGAGAAGCCCUUCCCUUGUCCUUUCCCGGGGUGUGGCAAAGUCUUUGCUAGAUCAGAAAAUCUCAAAAUACACAAAAGAACUCACACAGGGGAGAAGCCCUUCAGGUGCGAGUUCGAGGGCUGCGAGCGGCGCUUCGCCAACAGCAGCGACCGCAAGAAGCACUCGCACGUGCACACGAGUGACAAGCCCUACACGUGCAAAGUGCGCGGCUGCGACAAGUGCUACACGCACCCCAGCUCGCUGCGUAAGCACAUGAAGGUGCACGGGCGCUCGCCGCCACCGCCCAGCUCUGGCUACGACUCGGCCACACCGUCUGCCCUCGUGUCGCCCUCGUCGGACUUCGGCCGCGAGCCCCCGGUGGCCUCCUCGGCGGCGGUGGCGGCGCGUAGCGCCGACCUGAGCGAAUGGUACGUGUGUCAGGGCGCGGGCCCCGCCCCCGCUGCCCCCGCAGCGCCCCCAAGCCCCGCGCGGCCACCUGGCCCCGCCACCGCCGCCGCCGCCUUCGAUGUCCACCGCGUUGCUCGCAAGGUAAUCUCGCCCUGCGCAGCUGAGCGCCCGCAUCUUGCGCCUGCGACAUCAAAGGGCCCGCGCACAAAGCAAUGUUUCUUCGCCACGGUGCAUCUUCAUGAGAGCUGCGAAGAGCCAAGUCCUAAGACUGUGUGGCUCCAACCCACAGGACUCUUGUCUGAGCCCCGAUUGGGAGACUGGGCUCGUCAGUGA
This is a messenger RNA of Lagenorhynchus albirostris (white-beaked dolphin), 1743 nucleotides long. Its product is annotated as zinc finger protein ZIC 4. Gene Ontology annotation, cellular component: nucleus. The transcript has 6 exons. Bases 1 to 1743 code for a protein of 580 amino acids. Lineage: Eukaryota; Metazoa; Chordata; Mammalia; Artiodactyla; Delphinidae. Gene Ontology annotation, molecular function: RNA polymerase II cis-regulatory region sequence-specific DNA binding; DNA-binding transcription factor activity, RNA polymerase II-specific. The record is from RefSeq and is a predicted model, not a curated record. Gene Ontology annotation, biological process: central nervous system development; regulation of transcription by RNA polymerase II.